Molecule: messenger RNA, 2374 nt
Organism: Gastrolobium bilobum
Lineage: Eukaryota; Viridiplantae; Streptophyta; Magnoliopsida; Fabales; Fabaceae
Product: methylenetetrahydrofolate reductase (NADH) 2-like
Exons: 12
Coding region: 178-1968 (596 amino acids)
Biological process (GO): tetrahydrofolate interconversion
Cellular component (GO): cytosol
Molecular function (GO): FAD binding; methylenetetrahydrofolate reductase [NAD(P)H] activity
Source: RefSeq, a predicted model, not a curated record
GGUAGCCACCAACCACCCAUCCUCUCAGAUCUAACUUGGCUUAACAUUUGUACCUAUAAAUAACCAGAAUACCGCUGCUUCCAUUGCGCGCUUAGCCCUCUCUCUCCCUACCUCACAACUUGUGUCCAAAAGGAUUUUUAAAAAAACAAAAGAGAAAAAGUGUAAAAAUAAUAAGAAAUGAAGGUGAUAGAGAAAAUACGAGCUGCUGCAGCGGCUGAUCCGAAUAGAGUGGUGUUCUCAUUCGAGUUUUUCCCACCAAAGACUGAAGAUGGUGUGGAUAAUCUAUUUGAGAGGAUGGACCGCAUGGUGGCUCAUAAUCCUUCAUUUUGUGAUAUCACUUGGGGUGCUGGAGGAUCAACGGCUGAUCUAACAUUGGAAAUUGCAAACAAGAUGCAGAAUAUUGUGUGUGUUGAAACCAUGAUGCACCUCACUUGCACAAACAUGCCUGUUGAGAAGAUUGACCAUGCUCUUCAGACUAUCAAGUCUAAUGGGUUACAGAAUGUGCUUGCUCUUCGAGGCGAUCCCCCACAUGGUCAGGACAAAUUUGUUCAGACCGAAGGUGGCUUUGCCUGCGCCCGCGACCUGGUGAAACAUAUCAGAGACCAAUAUGGUGACUACUUUGGCAUUACAAUUGCUGGUUAUCCAGAGGCACAUCCAGAUGUCAUAGGAAGUGAUGGAUUGGCUCCAGUGGAAGGUUAUCAAAAUGAUCUUGCUUACCUGAAGAGCAAGGUUGACGCUGGCGCAGAUCUGAUUGUCACCCAGUUAUUUUAUGAUACGGAUAUUUUCCUCAAAUUUGUGAAUGACUGUCGCCAAAUCGGAAUAACUUGUCCUAUUGUGCCUGGAAUUAUGCCCAUUAAUAAUUACAAGGGCUUUUUCCGCAUGACUGGUUUUUGUAAAACAAAGAUACCUGCUGAAAUUAUUGCUGCUUUAGAGCCUAUCAAGGACAAUGAAGAAGCUGUAAAGUCUUAUGGAAUUCACCUGGGAACUGAAAUGUGCAAAAAGAUUUUAGCUCAUGGAAUCAAGACAUUGCAUAUUUAUACGCUAAAUAUGGAGAAAUCAGCAUUAGGAAUACUGAUGAAUCUUGGCUUAAUCGAAGAGUCCAAAAUUUCUAGGUCCUUACCUUGGAGACGCCCUACAAAUGUUUUCCGCAUUAAAGAAGAUGUUCGUCCAAUCUUUUGGGCAAAUCGUCCAAAAAGCUACAUAUCAAGGACCAUAGGAUGGGACCAAUACCCACAUGGGCGUUGGGGUGAUUCCGGUAAUCCAUCAUAUGGCGGAUUAAGUGAUUAUCAGUUCAUGCGGCCACGUGCACGGGACAAGAAGCUUAUUGAAGAAUGGGCUGUUCCCUUGAAAAGUAUUGAAGAUAUUUAUGAGAGAUUUAAAAUGUAUUGCCUUGGAAAGUUGAAAAGCAAUCCUUGGUCAGAACUAGAUGGUCUUCAGCCAGAGACAAAGAUCAUAAAUGAGCAGCUGGAGAAGAUCAACAUGAAGGGCUUCCUCACCAUCAAUAGCCAGCCGGCGGUCAAUGGGGAAAAGUCAGAUUCUCCUACUGUAGGCUGGGGUGGACCUGGUGGGUAUGUUUAUCAGAAGGCAUAUGUGGAGUUCUUCUGCUCUAAGGAAAAGCUGGAUGCACUUGUUGAAAAAUGCAAGGGUCGAUCAUCUCUAACCUAUAUGGCUGUGAAUAAAGAAGGGAGUUGGAAAUCUAAUGUGGGCCAAACUGAUGUGAAUGCUGUGACAUGGGGGGUCUUCCCAGCUAAGGAGAUAAUACAACCAACCAUCGUAGAUCCUGUCAGCUUCCAUGUAUGGAAGGAUGAGGCAUUUGAAAUUUGGUCAAGAGGAUGGGCAUCCUUGUACCCCGAGGGUGAUGCAUCCAGGAAAUUGGUUGAAGAGGUGGGGGGAAGCUACUUCUUGGUCAGCUUGGUCGACAAUGACUACGUUAGCGGCGAUCUUUUUGCUGUGUUUGCAGAUUUCUGAACGAGCUUCUGCAUAUAUUAGUGUUUUGAACUCUGCCAGUUCUGUUGCUUGUCAACCUUUUUCCUUUCUUUUAUUUUUUUCUCAACAUGAUGAUUCAAAUUACAUAGAUGGUUCUAAGUUGGAGUGACAAUUGAAUUGUCUGGACUAUAUCACUAUCAUUCUUCGGAGUUACAGGAGUAUUAUGUCGUUUCAUGAAGUCACCUGUACGUUAGACAAGUUGCUCAUUCCUCUGAAUUUGAUGGUUGUAGGAGACUCAAUUUAUAUUUCUAAAUAUAUGUAAGAGUGAAAGUAGAAGUAGAAGAUUGAAAUCUCGUGUCUUGUGUUUGCUAAGAUGAAGGCCUAACCUUCAAGCUAGCAGGGCCUCUUUUUUCUCAUUAUUUCUUUCUCUCAAACCUCGUCCUGUCUU